Molecule: messenger RNA, 2584 nt
Organism: Myotis davidii
Lineage: Eukaryota; Metazoa; Chordata; Mammalia; Chiroptera; Vespertilionidae
Gene: ZNF358
Product: zinc finger protein 358
Exons: 2
Coding region: 1111-2508 (465 amino acids)
Biological process (GO): regulation of transcription by RNA polymerase II
Molecular function (GO): RNA polymerase II cis-regulatory region sequence-specific DNA binding; DNA-binding transcription factor activity
Source: RefSeq, a predicted model, not a curated record
UGGGCCGGGAGUUCAGGGCGCCCCUCCUCCCGAGGCGAUCCGGACCCUCUGCCCCGAAACCCAGCCGGGCCCAGGCAUUGUUCUCCCGCCCCGGCCCGGGCGGGGAGUUCUGCCGGCCCUUCCCAUCGAGGGGACCCGGUUAUUGUUCCUCACUCUCCAGGCUGGGAGCCCAGCGUCGGAAGCCACUUCCCGGGGAGGUGAUCCAGGAACCCAGGAGGGACCUGGGCGUUGUCCCCCCACCUUCCCACCUGGGGCUCUGAGUAGAGGGGGGUGAUCCAGGAACUCUGCACCCCACUUGUUUACCCACCCCUAGCUAUGGGUUAUGGCCAGGAUGUCUCCCUCCCCAGGAGAGGUUCCCCCAAUACCCAGCCAUGGGUGGGUAUCGUAAGGCAUCACCUCCCACCAGGUCACCCCGAGCUCCCCCUGCUCCCAGCAGGGUCCCUGCUGUUGUUUCUCCACCCCUUUCCCUAUGGAUCUUUCCUCCCCGAAGGGACAAAAGUGUCCUGACACACUUCCCCACACCCCAGCCAUACCGCCGGGCACUCAGGAGCCUCUUCCUCCUGGGAGUUGGCUCAGGGGUCCCCCAGUCACCCAGAGGGGCCACGGGUAUUGUUUCUGCCCAGCCCCCAGCUAGGGGUUAGAAUUCAGAAUCUUCUAUCCAGUCGGGCAACAGGUGCCCCGACUUUGGGCUCUAUGGUCUCCCCCAUCCCACGGGCCCACAGGGUGUUCCCCACCUGCCAGCUUUAGGAGCCGGCGUUCGGGAACACAGAACACAGGUGCUCCGGAACUGUGAGGCUUGGCAUUCGGUGGUCUCUUCCCCGGGAAGUGAGCGCGGUCCCCUGCACUCCCCCAAGGCCCCCAGAGCACUACCAGAUGUUUGCACCCCCCCCCUUCAUCCCCCAGAUACAGGCUUCUAAGUUCAGGAUGCUUUAUCUCUAGUACUUGAGCCAGAGGUCCCCCACUCCACCAGAAACUCCCAAAUGUGCCCCCUCUGACUGUGGGACAAGAAUUCAGGCCGUGUACUUAGAAGCAAGCACAGGAUCCCGGACACCCACCCUCUUCCCCACGAGGGAUCCUGCCCUGGAAGCAGCUGGCACCUCCACAGCUGGGAUGCGGCGCUCGGUGCUGGUCAGGAACCCAGGCCACAAAGGCCCGAGGCCUGCUUACGAAGAGCUUGGCUCAGACUCAGAAGACCUGGACCCCGGGCCCGAAGACCCAGAGCCCGACCUGGAGGACCUCAACUCUGUCUCUGAAGACGUGGACCCCGGCUAUGAAGAGCUAGAGCCUGUCUCUGAUGAUCUGGACCCUGACGCGGGAACUCCAGGCUCCAUCUUGGGGACCGGUGCCAUGGAUGCCCAAGAUCUCGACCCCAUGUCUUCAAGUUUUGAUCUCGAUCCAGACGUCAUUGGCCCUGUGCCCCUGGUCCUUGACCCUAACAGCGACACCCUCAGUCCCCCAGAAGCCCCAGACCUGGACCCCCUCUCCUCCAGCCUUACUGCCACCCCGGAAGGCCUGGCCACCAGCCCGGCGGUGACCCCGGCCCCCGCCAGCCCGCCCCGGCCCUUCUCCUGCCCCGAUUGUGGGCGAGCCUUCCGGCGCAGUUCGGGGCUGAGCCAGCACCGCCGCACCCACAGCGGCGAGAAGCCCUACCGCUGCCCCGACUGCGGCAAAUCGUUCAGCCACGGCGCCACGCUGGCCCAGCACCGGGGCAUCCACACGGGCGCACGGCCCUACCAGUGCGCAGCGUGCGGCAAGGCCUUCAGGCAGAGCUCGGCGCUGCUGCAGCACCAGCGCACGCACACGGCCGAGCGCCCCUACCGCUGUCCCCACUGCGGCAAGGCGUUUGGCCAGAGCUCCAACCUGCAGCAUCACCUGCGCAUCCACACUGGCGAGCGGCCUUACGCCUGUCCCCACUGCUCCAAGGCCUUCGGGCAGAGCUCCGCGCUGCUGCAGCACUUGCACGUGCAUUCCGGAGAGCGCCCCUACCGCUGCCAGCUCUGCGGCAAGGCCUUCGGCCAAGCUUCCAGCCUCACCAAGCACAAGAGGGUGCACCAGGGCCCAGCCGCGGCAGCCGCGGCAGCCACAGCUGCUGCGACUGGCCUGGGCCUUAGUCCUGCUUCGACGUUGCGGCCUGGGCAGGUCUCCCUCCCGGGUCCUGAGGCUGCCCCUGUGCUCGGUUCUGGCCUGGGCACGGACCCAUGCUCUGUGCUGGGCUCCCUCCCCAAGCCCAGCCCCAAACCUGGCCCUGGCUCUGAAUCUACCCUCACCCCUGAUCCUGUCGAGUCCUCUGAUGCUAAGCCUGGUCAUGAUGCCAAUCCUGACCUUGUGGCCAGCCCUGGCCACGGAUCUGGUCACAGCUCGGACCCAGAUCCUGUGCCCAGCCCCAACCCCAACCCUGAGUCCCGCCCUGACCCCAGCCCUCCCACCCACGACAGCUCAGCCCUCCCUACCUGUGAGAAUCCCGAAAGGGUGCAGGAGCGAGGGGCACUGCUGGGGCCUGACGGCUGAAAGGGGUGCCAUCACCCAUGGAGGCCUGGAGAAGUUGUGUGUUGUGCAGUUAGUAAAAUCUUCCCACUGCCUGCUC